GAAGAAGCCUUACCGUGUUCAAGAAUCAAAAUCUGUCCUGUUAUCGUCAUAUACCAUGAACACAGUGUCUAUGGGCCAGAAACGUGAAGUGUGUGUUUGGUAACCAGUGAAAAGUGCUCUGAUUUUUAGGAAAUUAAAAAGAAAUGCUUUUGAAAUGCCUUUCUUUCUUCCUCCUGCAGUUAAGGACAUUCAGACAAGCUCUCUGUUAUUUCUCAGAAAGAACUUUUUUUUUUUUUUAAGGGAGGUUUACUUUUGUCCCCUCCAAUCUGGCUUGAAUAAAGGCCAGUAAAAGGAGAUUUUGUAAUCAAAUCAGAUUUUGAGUGUUCUGUUAAUUAUGAAUAAAAGCAGAUGUUACUUCUAUCCUCGUAAGGUGAUCUUCUCGCAUGUCAGUAUUUCACUUUUCAUUUUUGUCCGAAAAUGGGUAUCUUUAUCAAUUUUUGGUCAGAGUGAGUUAAAUUCAGAACAGUCUUUAGUUAGUGAGAAAUUAUUAGUAUGUACACAUAAAACACACUGUUUUUACAUAACUGAUAUUAGAACUAGGAAACCUGUGUUAUUUUGACAGGUACACAAAUAAAGGAUAAAGUAUCUUAUGAAACAGAUCUUCAAUCAAGUGUAACAUUUUGAUGCUUGGCAGUUAGACUUCUUGUACCCUCACUAUGCCAGCAGCAACGGUAGAUCAUAGCCAAAGAAUUUGUGAAGUUUGGGCUUGCAACCUGGAUGAAGAGAUGAAGAAAAUUCGUCAAGUUAUUCGAAAAUAUAAUUAUGUUGCUAUGGACACCGAGUUUCCAGGUGUGGUUGCAAGACCUAUUGGAGAAUUCAGGAGCAAUGCUGACUAUCAGUACCAACUAUUGCGGUGUAAUGUAGACUUGUUAAAGAUAAUUCAGCUAGGACUGACAUUUAUGAAUGAGCAAGGAGAAUACCCUCCAGGAACUUCAACUUGGCAGUUUAAUUUUAAAUUUAAUUUGACGGAGGACAUGUAUGCCCAAGACUCUAUAGAGCUACUAACAACAUCUGGUAUCCAAUUUAAAAAGCAUGAGGAGGAAGGAAUUGAAACCCAGUACUUUGCAGAACUCCUUAUGACAUCAGGAGUGGUCCUCUGUGAAGGGGUCAAAUGGUUAUCAUUUCACAGCGGCUAUGACUUUGGCUACUUAAUCAAAAUCCUGACCAAUUCUAACUUGCCUGAAGAAGAACUUGACUUCUUUGAGAUCCUUCGAUUGUUUUUUCCUGUCAUUUAUGAUGUGAAGUACCUCAUGAAGAGCUGCAAAAAUCUCAAAGGUGGUUUACAGGAAGUUGCUGAACAGUUAGAGCUGGAACGGAUAGGACCACAGCAUCAGGCAGGAUCUGAUUCAUUGCUCACAGGAAUGGCCUUUUUCAAAAUGAGAGAAAUGUUCUUUGAAGAUCAUAUUGAUGAUGCCAAAUAUUGUGGUCAUUUGUAUGGCCUUGGUUCUGGUUCAUCCUAUGUACAGAAUGGCACAGGGAAUGCAUAUGAAGAGGAAGCCAACAAGCAGUCAUGACAUGAAAUAGCCCUUUUAUUUUUUAUUUUAUUUGAACUGCACACAUGCUUGUAUAUAGGUUUUAUCUCUGGUCGAAUCCUUUGAACAAUAGUACUUUUUUUUCUUUCAUGGCCCUUUUUAUUUUCUGUCCUUUAGUACUAGGUAUGACCAUUCCUGUCUCAGCUUAAAUAGAAAAGCAUUCAGGUUAAAUUGGCCUUAACUGAAUAUGCUUGUUACCAGGCGUGUGACAGAGAGUGGGAAAGCUGUACCAUAUAAACUUGACCGACUUGACCGUGGCUUGUGUUUCCCCUUUCCUAAAUUAACUAGCACUGACUGUAAUUUAUUUCCCUGUUUCAUGUCUCCCUUCCAUCCUGCAGGAGUUUUAGCUAUUUGAGAUUGUGGACCAUCAAUUUUGCACUUUAGAGAGUGAUUCUGACUCAGAUCUUCUGUUUUAUCAGAAAAUUUGGGUUUUCUUGCUCUUAGCUGGAAAAAUGACCAUCUGCCAACCUUGUAAAGUAUUUCCUUGUUUUUCACCCGUGGAAUAUUGCACAUGCAUUGUGCAAAUGGUUGAUUCAGCAAGAUGACAAAAAAAUAACAGACAAAAGCUGCUGAGGAGCUUACUAACUGCUGUUUCACUACUAGUGUUCAAUCUUCCAGCACGUCUGAUGUCUGUCAGUUUCUGAUUGGCGUGUGUAGGCUGCUCUGUGACUGAAGAACUUUUCAAACCAGCUUUACAACCUUCAGGAAAAAAUCCCUUAUUUAUGAUUGGACUUUUGUUGUCUGCCAGGAAACUGGUCUCAAAGAUGUUGACGCUGCAGUUACUUUAUGAUGGCACACUUCCCUUGAUCUGCUCUUUAUUCCAUCACUGUUCACCUUGUUUUAAUUUUUUUAUAAUUCUGUAGCCAUACUUAUGAGCUCUUGAUUUGUUGAUUCCACAAAUCAAUUUCAUUAAAGUCCAAAGAUAGCAAAUCUUUAGGUAUAUUUUGUACCAGAUUAAAUUAGAAGACAAAAAAUUAUGCUUUCAUAGUUGUUACAAAGAUAAAGAAUGGAGAGAUUUGGUGCACAACAAAAUACAAAAAUAUAUAGAUAUGUUAGCUGUGUGUGUGUGUAUAUAUACACAUAGAGCUAAUAUGUAGCUAAUAAAAUUACCCGAGGAGUGUAAUGUUUGUUUAUUUUUUGUGUGUAUAUCUUUGCAAUCUAUUUUAUAUAUAUUGACAAAAGAGACUGUGAAAUAUUUAGCCAUGCAGAAUAUGUGACUAGACCAGAGCAUGUGCAGGAAGACAUUUGGGUAAUCAUUAGCUCUAUUCAGAAAUGAUGGACUACAAGUUAGGAUGUGUUAUCUACACUUCAGUCAGUAGUAUGAGCAGAUCUCCAGAUGUCAGCCACAUCAUUUGUUUUCCUUGUACAUUUCUUUAUUCAUGAUACUACAGUGCUUGUAACUGGGUGGUCCUUUUUAAACAAAACAUUAUUUGCAAAAUAAAGUGUAUUAUUUGUUUUUAAAGCUUUUGUAAAUAAAGGCUUCAGAAAUGUUUUCUUAUA
This is a messenger RNA of Miniopterus natalensis, 3032 nucleotides long. Lineage: Eukaryota; Metazoa; Chordata; Mammalia; Chiroptera; Miniopteridae. The record is from RefSeq and is a predicted model, not a curated record.